ACUUUCUAAUUACAAUCAAUCAUCAGUCGUAAGUGACGAAAAAAAAAAGAACAUCAGUUACUGUCAGGAAUUGAAAACUGUGGAAAGUUAUUCUUCCUAAUUUAUGAUGUUAUUUUACAUUUUUAUUAGAAAUAAUGCUUCGAUAAAUCAAUAGUAUUACAUUGCUGACUUACAUAAUAGCAUUUGGUAUGCCUGCUGUUAGAUUAACAUAAUAUUUCAGUUGAUUUACAAGAUUUAUUUUCUUUCUUCUUGUAUCAUUUUGUUUAUGAAUAUAUAAUAAAAUUAAGUCAUUUACAGUUCAGAAAGGAGAGAAAAUUUUUCUAUUAGUUAAUAGAAAAAUAAUCAUUCUAACAUGCGUUUACUCAAGAAAAAUAGACAUCGAUAUUUAGUUCUGUCAUUCAGUUGAUUAACAUAAUUUGAAAGAGAAAAACAAAUUCUCUAUCUUCUGAAUAAGAAAAAAAAACAUUUUUUUUCUUUCAUCAUCUUUCUAUUGAAAAGAAAUACGGACCGACAUUUGUAUCACACGUUAUCUAUGACCAUGACCAUACGAUCAGAUAUAUAUAUGUAUAUGCAUAUAAAACAGCAAGAUUAAAUCUUGUAUUUAACCUUGACAUAACUCUUCAAUAAAAUAAUUACUAAACAUAUAUUCAUUGAUCUAUCAGAUUGAUAAAUCGCUUUUGAAUCGAAACUAUGCGCAUUAUAUAUAGAUCCAAAUGUGCCAUGAAUACUUUAAAAAGAGUUCGCUUAUUACUAUCAAGAUAUCGCAAUGUUAUAGUCAUUUUUCUCCCUCAAGAAAACACAUCAGUGUUAAUUGCUUGAAAGUUCGUAAAACAAUUAGUAACAGUAAAUUACUACUGAUGAUCAUCUAUUUUCAUUGGCAUGUGGAUAUGACUGAAGAGAAAAUUCACAUCAUAUGAUAAUGAAUGUUGUAUAUAUACUCUUAAUUUCUAAAUUUUUUAUAAUUCUUCAACAAAUUGAUUGAUUAAUAAAUCAUGUAUCUAUGAACUAUUCAAAUCACUUUUAUAUUUAUUAAUUGGACAACUUCCUUUGUUAGUUGAUAUUAUUAAAUAUAAAAUCUUUUUUUUUUUUUUCUUUAGGUCAUCAAAAACGUUUUAUGCUUGGUAUAAAACGUUUAAAAGAUAUAAAAAAAGGUCUUUAUCAAAUUAAUACAAAUUCAUCAUCACAAUCUUCAACAAUUGUAUCAUCACCAAAUAAUCAUCGUUUAUCAUCAAAACAAUCAAAUGGUUUAAAUAAUCGACCUAAUGUUCCAAUACGACAAACAAAAUCUACACUUGAACGUUGUAAUUCUCUUGAGAAUAAUAGUAUAUUACCAACACAAUUAACUAAUAAAAAACCAUCAGUUCAAUUAUCUCAUCUAUCACCAACACGUAGAAAUUCAAAUGGUGAUUCAUCAAAUUAUGCAACACUUCGAAAACCUCCAAUAUCACCAAAAAUACUUCUUAAUAAACAACAACAACAACAACAGCCACAAAAAAUUAUUUCAAAUAUUAGUCCAAUGACAACAUCAUCAUUUCGUUUACCACCUCCAUUAUCAUCAACAACAAAUAAUACAAAUAUAUCAAUAAAUAAUAAUAAUGAUUUAUUAUUAUCAUCAUCAUCAUCUCGAACACGUAGUUUAGAAAAUAUAAAUUCAAAUGAAAAUAAACUUCCAACAAUAUUAUUACAAAAUGAUAUAAAUUUAUCAUCUAUAACCAAUGGAAAUUAUAUUCAAUCUACAAAUAAACUAACAAAUCUACAAUUAUUAGGUGAUACAAAUCUAUCAUCAAGUACAGAAUCAACAAAUGGUAUUCCAUUUGCAAAUGAAAAUGUUGGAACUAUAAAACAACGUUCACCACAUAAUCAAAAUAAUAAUUUAUAUAAUACAUCAUUAGAUACAAUGAAACGUUCAUUACCAAUACAAUUUUUUGAACAAUCAAAUACACAUUUAUUAAAACCAUCAUAUCCAAUGACAACAGCUAUUUAUGAUAAUAAUGAUAGAUUUAUUUCAAAAAAUAUACAUUCACCUAAUAAACAAAUACGAAAAACUUCAACACAAAUUAAUGGAAGAAAUUCAUCUUUAUUAACAGGAGAUAAACGUUUACAAUAUAUUAAACAAAAUAAAACAGUCAAAAAUGAUACAACAAAUGCAUUGUCUGAUAUUGAUUCAAUGCUCUCUGAUCUUAAUCGAGAACUUGAUCAAAUGCUUGAUUAUGAACCAAUGACUUCAACAAGUCGACCUUAA
Molecule: messenger RNA, 2242 nt
Organism: Rotaria sordida
Lineage: Eukaryota; Metazoa; Rotifera; Eurotatoria; Philodinida; Philodinidae
Source: the annotation of a GenBank genome assembly